This is a messenger RNA of Eucalyptus grandis, 1205 nucleotides long. RefSeq names its product plasmodesmata-located protein 7. Bases 42 to 878 code for a protein of 278 amino acids. The record is from RefSeq and is a predicted model, not a curated record. Gene Ontology annotation, cellular component: plasmodesma. NCBI's taxonomy places the organism in Eukaryota, Viridiplantae, Streptophyta, Magnoliopsida, Myrtales, Myrtaceae. The transcript is spliced from 3 exons.
AAGGCCCAGCAGCACUUCCCCUCCUCUCUAGAUGUGCAACCAUGUCUGGAACAGCAAAACUCAUUUCCCUCUUGAUCAUCACCAUCUUCGUUGUUCCGUCGCAUUCCUACACCGAUUCGUUCCUCUAUAAAGGCUGCUCUCAGCUGAAAUACGCCCCCGACUCGGCCUACGAGUGGAACGUCAACUCGCUCCUCACCUCGCUCGUCAACUCGGCCACCUACUCAUCCUACAACAAGUUCACCAUCGUGGGCUCGAGCCCACAGGACGUCGUCUACGGGCUCUUCCAGUGCCGGGGCGACCUGUCCAUGCCCGAGUGCGCCAAGUGCGUGGCCCGUGCCGUGAGCCAGGUCGGGUCCUUCUGCUCUCACUCAUGCGGCGGUGUGGUGCAGCUGCAGGGGUGCUACGUCAAGUACGACAAUGACACCUUCCUCGGGGUGGAGGACAAGACCGGGAUGAGGAAAUGGUGCGGGCCCUCGGACGGGUACGAUGCGGAGGCGAUGGGCCAGAGGGAUGCGGUCCUGGCAAGUCUCGCGAGCGCAGGGGGCCCUUACCGCGUGGGCAGGUCGGGGAAAGUCUUGGCCAUGACCCAGUGCGUGGGCGAUCUGAGCACGGGGCAGUGCCAGGAUUGUGUCGGGGAGGCGAUCGGGCAGCUGAAAGGCGUGUGCGGCGCGGCGGCAUACGGCGACAUGUUCCUGGGCAAGUGCUAUGCUAGGUACUCAACAAACGGGGCACAGUCGUUCUCCAAGGGGAAUGAUGGCGGGAAACCGAAGGACAGAGGCCCGAAGACGUUCGCGAUCAUCGUGGGCAUGCUAGGCGGAGUUGUGCUGCUCAUCAUUUUCCUCGCUUUCGUAAGGACGGUGUUUUCAAGAGGUAAAUAGCGAAGUUGGGAUAUUUGGGCAAGAUCCGCCAUCGUGUUCGACUCUAUUCCUGUCCGAGACGUUUGAGGAAAAGAAACGAAGAUGCAUUUGAUCAAACAAUUCAUUUGGAAAGGAUUCAAAAUAAGGCAAAGCUUCGAUUUGUAGUGCGCGUGAAGAUGUUGUAAUGCAAUUGAUUAAUUGCAAAAAUUUCCCAUUUUUACACUCGUUUGGUUUCACCUAACUUUUCCAUGACGAGGUAUUUUUCCUUCUUUACUUUGUAAGAAAUUCCCAUCCUGGCAUAAUUAUUUUCCGCUUAGCCCAAUUGAGAUGGUUUGGGGGAAAGGAGGA